UUUUAUAAAAAUGGAAAAACAAUUUGCACAAGGAUCAGCAAACUUGGGCACAACAAUUGCUUGAACAACAACAAGAUUUUUUUGCACGUUAUAUAAAUAACGUUAACACAACUCUAAAGAACAUUUUAAAGAGUACGAUGUCCAAGACGCCGAGCAAAUGAAAUCCUACUUUUUAUCGUGGAUGGGUCAAGAUUUAUUUGAAUUGGCAAGAAUUUGUUCGGAACAGAAAAACUUAAAAACCAAAACAUUUCAGGAAAUAAUUUGUAAGCUGGAACAAUAUUAUGCAUCGAAAAUUCACGCAGCAAGAUUUAAGUUUUACAACAGAUUGAUGCAAGAAGAUGCACUUAUUUUAAAUACGUCACAUGAAAUUGUAAGAACUGCCGCUUUACAAAAACAAAACCAAUCUUUGGAGGAAGUAAUCAACAUAGCAGAGACCUAUGAAUCAACGCAAUCAUCAUUGGAAACAAUAAGAAACAACAGCCUUCCGCAAGAAGUUCAACAAGUUAAAUUUAGAAAUCAAAAUCCAAAGUACCAGCAACAAAAUAAUCAAACUAGCAAGAUAUCAAGCAAAAUAUCACCUUGAAAUCAAUUGCCAUCAUGUUCUGGAUGUUUCAAAAAUCACAAAAAAACAAAAUUGUAAGUUUCGCAAUGCCAAAUGCCACAGAUGUGAAAAAUCUUGUCACAUAGCCCCGGUAUGUAAAUCUAAAAUGUUAAUAAUAUAGAGAAUU
This is a messenger RNA of Lucilia cuprina (Australian sheep blowfly), 728 nucleotides long. RefSeq lists its product as uncharacterized. NCBI's taxonomy places the organism in Eukaryota, Metazoa, Arthropoda, Insecta, Diptera, Calliphoridae. The coding region runs from base 158 to 583 and encodes 141 amino acids. The transcript is spliced from 2 exons. The record is from RefSeq and is a predicted model, not a curated record.